UUUCCUCUCUCAUCUGUUGCGAGGGAGAGGAGAUCGGCCGAGUGUUUGCGUUUGGCUUUCUCUCUCUCUCUCUCUCUCUCUCUCUCUCUCUCCUGUCUUCUUCUGAAAUCUCCCUGUCUCUCUUAUCUCUCCAGUAGAGAAGAGGAAAACAAGGGCGACAGGGGGGGAGAGAGAAGCGCCAUGGCUGCUCUGAGCGAGAAGGAAACAAUGGUGGAUCCAUUUCUGGUUGAGGCUCUUCAGAACCCUCGUCAUCGUCUCACCAUUUUGCGAAUGGAACUUGAGGUACAGAAAUUCUUACGAAACACCGAGCAGGAUCAGUUCGAGUUCCAGCAUUAUCCGACAUCUUACCUCCGGCUCGCAGCUCAUCGUGUUGCUCAGCAUUAUGGAUUGGUAACCAUGGCCAUGGAUGGUGGUUUAGAUGGCUCUGGGAACAGAAUUCUCGUGAGAAAAACUGCAGAAAUCCGAUACCCUUCUGUUUGUUUGUCCGAAAUUCCUGCUAAGCAGCCGGAAAACGAUAAACCUGAGGUUAUGAAAAUAGCGAUCAAGCCUAGACCGACCAGAGGAUGGGGUGAAGGUGCUGGAGCAGGAGGAGUGCAUCAGAAUGUUACGAGAAGUGUUGAGGAGAGAAAGGAGGAGUACGAUAAGGCUCGGGCUCGUAUAUUUAACAGCCCUACCGGUUCGGAUUCUGAUGAUUCCUCGUCACGAGAUGGGAAACAUAUGCCUCUGAAUGGAAGUGAGACCGGAGUGGCGAGGAAUCUUUCGGUUUGCACCGAGAAAAACCUUAGUAUCGGGGAAUCUGGAGGAAUAUCUCGGGUUGCCAUCAUUAGAGACAGAGAGAAGGAUCAGUUUGACCCUGACUAUGACCGGAGCUAUGGAAGGUACGUUAGGGUUAUGCCCUCAGGUCAAAAUUUCUCCGCGAUACCGAUUCAACUUCUGUUUCACGAUGGGUUAUUACCUCAGAUCCCAAUAACUCAAGCUAAUCUGAACUAUUCUCACCCCUUAAACCCGCCAAUGAGUCCCUUCUCCUCCACCCCGAUGGGGAACUCAGCUACUCAUAUACAGUGGCCGAACACCGCGAUGAUGUAUGCACAGUCGUACCAGCAGCACUUCGGACACGCUGCUUUUCGGGCGCCCUUCUGCCAGCAGCCACUGAGCUUCGAAUACCUGCAGAAGAACCGGUAAUGUCUAUCCAUUUACUUGUAUCCCAUCCAUUUAUCGAUAGCCAUCGUAGGAAUUUUCCGAACAUUAGCCCCGAUUUUGAGAGAUCUUAUAUUACAGACAUCACCUAAGUCUUCUUCUACUCAUCUGCAUGUUAUGUUCUGCAACUGUUUUCUGUAGAAACUCUGUUAUUAAUGUGUUGUUGUUGUUGUUGUUUGGGGCGGAUUAUUCGGGUUUCGGUUC
This is a messenger RNA of Tarenaya hassleriana, 1401 nucleotides long. RefSeq lists its product as uncharacterized. NCBI's taxonomy places the organism in Eukaryota, Viridiplantae, Streptophyta, Magnoliopsida, Brassicales, Cleomaceae. The record is from RefSeq and is a predicted model, not a curated record. Gene Ontology annotation, molecular function: nucleic acid binding. The transcript is spliced from 3 exons. Bases 181 to 1182 code for a protein of 333 amino acids.